AUGAAGAUGAAGAGCUAUGCGAGAAACCAUGGCGCCGACACCAUCGUCCACCAUGCCGGCCAGGCCGUCGCCGGCGGCGCCAACAUUUUCCAAGAUCGCAUGGGAAUGAAGAACUAUAGGAGCUUUAAGCAGACAGUGAGAAGGCUGGAAGAAGCUGCGAUGACUUGUAGAGGGCAUGAGAGAGUUCAGCUGCUGAGGAGAUGGCUGGUUGCUUUGAAAGGAAUUGAGAAGGCUUCUGAUGAGAAGAGUCCAGAGCAGGCUCAGUCUUCUGAUGAGCCCAACUCCCCUAAUUCUACUAAUUCAUCGGAAUUAUAUGGUGUUGAUGAUAGCAGGACAGAGGAUUUGUACUGCAGAUUGCUAUGUUGUUAGAU
Asparagus officinalis (garden asparagus) is the source of this 371-nucleotide messenger RNA. RefSeq lists its product as uncharacterized. The transcript has 2 exons. Lineage: Eukaryota; Viridiplantae; Streptophyta; Magnoliopsida; Asparagales; Asparagaceae. The record is from RefSeq and is a predicted model, not a curated record. Bases 1 to 369 code for a protein of 122 amino acids.